Molecule: messenger RNA, 1638 nt
Organism: Penicillium atrosanguineum
Lineage: Eukaryota; Fungi; Ascomycota; Eurotiomycetes; Eurotiales; Aspergillaceae
Product: cytochrome P450
Exons: 4
Coding region: 1-1638 (545 amino acids)
Molecular function (GO): oxidoreductase activity, acting on paired donors, with incorporation or reduction of molecular oxygen; monooxygenase activity; heme binding
Source: RefSeq, a predicted model, not a curated record
AUGCACGGAGUUACAGAUCAUAUCCUAAGAAUCCUGUCCCAGCAUUGGCUGCUUGUAUCAGGGGUCACUUUGCUCCUGUGGCUGGUCAAGAACAGAUACCAAAAUGGGCUGAACAAGUACUCAGGUCCAUUUCUGGCAUCCAUCACAAAUUGGUGGCGUUUCUUCGAUGUCUAUGGUCGCCGGCCUGAAGUCACUCACCGAGCACUGCACAAGAAGUACGGCGAUGUCGUUCGGCUUGGGCCGAAUACCCUCUCAUUCUCCGAUCCAAGUGCUUUGAAGUCCAUCUACGGUUUGAACAAGGGGUUCGUCAAAUCGGACUUCUACAUUGUUCAACAGUCCAUUGCAAAGGGCCACCGUCUACAAUCUCUCUUCAGCUCAACGGAUAAUGACUUCCACUCAAGAUUCCGCAGAUGUGUCAACUCGGCCUUUGCUAUGUCGGCUUUGGUCCAGUAUGAGCCUUUCGUCGAUAACACCACCAAAUUAUUCUUGGAGCAGACGAAGAAGCUCUUCGUUGAUAAUCCUGAAGGAUGUGAUUUUACCCAGUGGUUACAAUUCUAUGCCUUUGAUGUUAUUGGGGAGAUAACAUAUAGCAAGAGGCACGGCUUCAUUGAGAAGAACGAGGAUGUUGAUGGUAUCGUCGGGUACUUGACCUGGCUAUUCCUCUAUGUUGCACCCAUUGGACAAAUUCCUUUCUUGGACCUACUCUUUCUUAAGAACCCUAUCUACCUCAAGCUUUCCCAAUGGGGCUUCAUCGACGCCACAUUCCCCGUUGCACGCUUCGCAAACAAUCGCAUGGCCGAACGUGUGCCAAGCUUGACCAGCGAAAAGCCAGAAUCUCAGGCAGUAAACGUGAAAUCCCCGGACUUGCUCUCCAAAUUCUUGGCAGCCCAUGAAUCCCAUCCCGAAUUUAUGUCUCAAACUCUGGUACAGACGAUGGCUGUCAGUAUGGCAUUUGCCGGUUCUGAAACAACUGCUAUUAGUCUUUCUGCUGUGUUCUACUUCCUACUUAAGCACCCUCAAGCCCUCGCACGUCUCCGAACAGAGAUCGAUGAUGCUGCACUUGCUGGAGCUUUUGGAGACUCCGAGUCUGGCCUUGUAACAUGGCAUGAGAGCCAGGGUCUUCCCUAUCUCGACGCUUGCAUCAAAGAGGCUUUUCGUCUACACCCAGCUGCCGGUCUUCCAUUGGAAAGAAUUGUGCCAGAAGCUGGUGCUGAAAUUUCUGGACAUUUCGUCCCUGGUGGUACUAUCGUUGGCUGCUCGGCUUGGCUUAUCCAUAUGAAUAAGGGUGUCUUUGGUGAAGAUGCGGAGUUUUAUCGACCUGAGCGAUGGCUGCCAAAUGAGGAAGCUGUCAAGACAGAAAUUGGAGAGGCUGCUGAAGAUCGCCGUAUCAAGGAAAUGAAUGGAACUAUGUUCCACUUUGGUAUGGGCUCAAGAACUUGUUUAGGGAAGAAUAUCAGUCUGCUAGAGAUCUACAAGCUGGUUCCCAGCAUGUUGCGGAGAUUUGAGAUUCAAUUUACCGACCCCAACCAAGAGUGGGAAUUGGUUAAUGCUUGGUUCGUGAAGCAGAAGAACUUUACUACGUCUUUCAAGGUUCGAGAAAUUGUCAAUGCAGAGGGUAACAUCGCCGCAUCUUCGUGA